Molecule: messenger RNA, 531 nt
Organism: Lodderomyces oxycetoniae
Lineage: Eukaryota; Fungi; Ascomycota; Pichiomycetes; Serinales; Debaryomycetaceae
Exons: 1
Coding region: 1-531 (176 amino acids)
Cellular component (GO): mitochondrion
Source: RefSeq, a predicted model, not a curated record
AUGUCGUCUAUAUCAAACAGCCACGACAGCAGCAGCAGCAGCAGCAGCAGUAACGGUAUAGGUAACAAUGACAUACUACACAAACUAAACUUUGCUCUAUCAGAUGCCUCGUCGGAGUACAUUCAACGUCGUAAGAUACAAAUGGCGCGGUUUUUCACAUUUUCUGCGCUCGCAAUAUUCACCACAAGAUUUAUUCAUAAACAAACCAUAAUAAGGCAGUACGUGCCAACGCUUUUCCAGCAAAACCACCAACCGCCAACGUCUUAUAAUUUCACUACGGAUGCUGCUGUAGCUGUUGGUGCGGGUACUUUAGCUUGUGGAACCAUCUCAGGGAUGAUGAUCUUUGGGUUAGCAUGGAUUUUGGAUGUGAGCAGUUUGAAAGAGUUUGGGUAUAGAAUGAAGGAGUUGAUGGGUGGUGAUGUCAAGGAGCGCGAAUUGAGUGAAAUGAGUAUUGAUGAAGAUGUAAGGUCCCUCCAAGAUGGGUUAAAUGACUUGAUUGAGGGUAAGUACGACUUUGAUAAAAUAGAAUGA